CCCCAAAUCCCAACGUAAAAUGAAAAAUGCAAAAUGUAACUGCAAAUUGCCAAACACUCCCUUUUUCGUGUAACUGCAGGAACUGAAUUUUCUCCUAGAUACAUCCUUUGGACUCGGGACCAUCGCUCUUCAUCACCCAGAAGCUCAAAAGAUCAAAUCAAAUACAAUUUUUUACAAAAACCCAUCAUCCAUUUCUUUCAAUUUCACUGUCUAAUCAUCGUUGUAAAACUCUAUCUCUAUGACAUUGGAGAGUGGAGCUUGAGAUACUCUUCUUCCAUGGCGUCUUUGAAGUUGGGAUCUAAAUCGGAAGUGUUUCACCUCGAUGGGGAUUCUUGGUUUUGCUCAUCUGGGCUUGCAAGUGAUGUCAUUAUUGAAGUUGGGAACACCUUCUUUCAUCUACACAAGUUUCCAUUGCUAUCAAGAAGUGGAGUAUUAGAACAACUAAUCGGAGAAUUUUGUAGAGAGGAUGAUAGAAAUUUUGUUAUGCAACUUCAUGACAUUCCUGGCGGAGCCAAAGCCUUCUUACUUGUAGCUAAAUUUUGUUAUGGUGUUAAAAUGGAGCUCAAUGCCCUCAAUAUAGUCCAGCUGAGAUGUGCGGCGGAGUACCUUCGAAUGAAUGAGGAUUAUGGUAAUGGAAAUCUUAUAUUGCAAUCCGAGAAUUUCUUAAACGAAGUAUUCGGUAAUUGGACAGAUUCGAUCAAAGCUCUUGAAACUUGUGAAGAGACUUUAUCUUAUGCCGAGGAGCUUCAUAUUGUGUCAAGAUGUAUAAAUUCACUAGCAAUGAAAGCUUGUGCAGAUCCCAGUUUGUUCAGCUGGCCUGUCUCGGGACCUCAAUCUACGGAAAGAUCGGAAGGCACGGAGUUUUGGAACGGAAUACAUGUAUCAUCAAGAUCACAAAAAGUAAGAGAAGAUUGGUGGUUUGAAGAUGUGUCCUUCCUAAGGUUACCUCUAUAUAAAAGACUGAUUUUGGAAGUUGAAUCAAGAGGCAUGAAACCUGAGAUCAUUGCUGGCUCUCUCAUUCAUUAUGCUAGAAGGCACCUUCCCCUGUUGGGAAGGCAAGCGAGUAUUGAUGACGGAACGUUUUGCGCACCGGUGUCGAAUGUUUUCGCUUCCUCAGAAGUAGAUCAAAGGAGACUUCUUGAAGAGAUAGUUGACUUACUUCCUCAUCAAAAGUAUGUGACACCAACAAAGUUCCUGAUUAGGCUUCUGAGAACCUCAGUGAUUUUACAUGCCAGCUUCUCAUGUAGGGAGAAUCUUGAAAAACGCAUUGGGGCACAAUUAGAACAAGCAGCUCUUGAAGAUCUUUUGAUACCGAACAUGGGGUACUCGAUCGAGACCUUGUAUGAUAUUGACUGCAUUCAGCGAAUUCUCGAUCACUUUAUGCUACUUGAUCAAAAUGGAAACGACUGCAUUACGACUAGAGUUGAGGAUGGGCAAUUAAUGGGGUCCAAUUCAGUUACUCCGUUGACAAUGGUGGCUAAUCUCAUUGAUGGAUAUCUUGCUGAAGUUGCACCUGAUGUUAAUCUCAAGUUACCGAAAUUUCAGUCACUAGCUGCAGCUAUUCCUGAUUUUGCGAGACCACUCGACGAUGGAAUUUACCGUGCGAUUGAUAUUUACCUCAAGGCUCAUCACUGGCUAACAGACUCCGAAAGGGAACAAAUCUGCAGGCUUAUGAACUGCCAGAAGUUGUCAUUGGAAGCCAGCACCCACGCAGCCCAAAACGAAAGACUGCCACUACGUGUCAUCGUCCAAGUUCUCUUCUUUGAACAACUUCGACUUCGAACAUCGGUUGCGAGUUGGUUAUUUGUCUCAGACAACAUUGAGAAUUCACAAAACAUCAGUGGCAACUUGGCUGUACUUGGUGGUACAAACACUGCAGCAGCAGCAGCAGCACCAGCACCAUAUGUUGAUGCCUGCACAACUGAAAAUCGCGCCGUUGCUAUCAAUAUGAAAGAGCGCGUGUCAGAGUUGGAGAAAGAGUGCUUGAGCAUGAAGGAAGAGCUGGACAAGCUGGUCAAAACAAAGGGUGGAUGGAGCACGAUCUUGAAGAAGUUGGGUUUAAGAAUAAAGUUCAAGAAUUCUGAACAGAAAGCAUCCAAGCUUCUCGUAAACUCGAAACCAGAUCGUGAAAUGUCGUCGACAUCUCCGCUUAUGAACAACAAAGAACAUCAUGACAGUGGUGAAUCAGCAAACUAAAAAGUUGAUACAUAGGUCUUUGUGUUUUGUGUUUUGUGGGUGUAGCGAUGUAUUUGAUAUUGAAAUCCAAACUCUAAUUUACUAACCUUUGUUCUUGAAAAUGACACAAAUGUUUUGAAGCCCAGUCAUUCAUUUGGAGACUCUGUUGUGAGACUUUGCUAUUAGUGGCAGUGGGCAUAUGAUUGUAUUCUAGGAUAUUCCUUCGAAGGGAGUGAUUUCUUCAUCACUUUCUUAUCAAAUUAGCAAAUUAAUCGAUGAAAGUUAUAGUGGAGAAUCAUUUCAGAUGUUUAUUUA
Messenger RNA from Cucumis melo (muskmelon), 2490 nucleotides. Its product is annotated as BTB/POZ domain-containing protein At5g03250-like. Gene Ontology annotation, molecular function: protein binding. NCBI's taxonomy places the organism in Eukaryota, Viridiplantae, Streptophyta, Magnoliopsida, Cucurbitales, Cucurbitaceae. The record is from RefSeq and is a predicted model, not a curated record. The transcript is spliced from 4 exons. The coding region runs from base 277 to 2196 and encodes 639 amino acids.